Messenger RNA from Plectropomus leopardus (leopard coralgrouper), 819 nucleotides. The record is from RefSeq and is a predicted model, not a curated record. NCBI's taxonomy places the organism in Eukaryota, Metazoa, Chordata, Actinopteri, Perciformes, Serranidae.
AUGUCUGGACGAGGAAAAGGUGGUAAAGGACUCGGCAAAGGGGGCGCUAAGCGUCACCGUAAGGUCCUUCGUGAUAACAUCCAGGGGAUCACCAAACCCGCUAUUCGCCGCUUGGCUCGGCGCGGCGGAGUGAAGCGUAUCUCCGGUCUGAUUUAUGAGGAGACUCGCGGUGUGCUGAAAGUGUUUCUGGAAAAUGUGAUCCGUGACGCCGUCACCUACACUGAGCACGCUAAGAGGAAGACCGUGACUGCUAUGGAUGUGGUGUAUGCUCUGAAGAGACAGGGCCGCACUCUGUACGGCUUCGGCGGUUAAACUCUCAUCAUUCAUUACUGAAAAUCAAAGGCCCUUUUAAGGGCCGCCCACAUACUCUUGGGAGUACUGUAAUUCUUUACAUUUAUUAUUACAUGUAGCGCUUUCCUCUUAAGUAUACCAUAGUCUAUGAUUUAUAGACAACGCCAUUGUUAAAAUUGUUACAGGUGUCAUAGAUCUACGUGAGCCGAAGGAGGCAACAUUAAACACUACAGAUGACCUACGCAGAAAAUAAGACAAUCUUUUACUGGAUUGCAAACUGGGGACACUAAGUGGUUCCGACAUCAAAAGCUUUUAAGAGGAGAAUAUGAAAUACGCACAACUGGCUGACAACGGGGAAUAUACAUGUAAUAAUUGUGCUACUUAAACGAGUAAACGGUGUUUGCACAGGAUAAUUUGUAUCCCGAAGUGGACACCGGAAAGUGCAGAUGAUCGAAAGCUGUGAAUCAUGACUGUGAAACUAAAGACUAAGAACAAGCAGUAUUUCUUACUGUGAAUUACGAAAAAUUG